Molecule: messenger RNA, 1935 nt
Organism: Sphaeramia orbicularis (orbiculate cardinalfish)
Lineage: Eukaryota; Metazoa; Chordata; Actinopteri; Kurtiformes; Apogonidae
Product: group XV phospholipase A2-like
Exons: 7
Coding region: 161-1426 (421 amino acids)
Biological process (GO): lipid metabolic process
Source: RefSeq, a predicted model, not a curated record
CGACUGUGAACCUCGUGAUCGUCACCGUGUUCCGCCCUGAUAACAACAACAUUCAUGUUUAGGAAACUACUCAGAGAGCCCUGACAGCCCGUCGAAGACAUCCUGUCUGCCGAAAAACACACACAUAUCAUGACUUUUUGGCUAUGAGACAUCCAGAGCCAUGGCGGGUCGGUACCGGAUAGCCGCCCAGUCUUCGCCGCUCCUGGUCGGCUUGUUGCUGUUGCUGUUGUCCGCCCGGAGCGAUGGAAGACCGAUGGAGAAAUGCACCGACGACAAGUCCUGUCAGCCCCCCAAACCCCCGGUGGUCCUCAUACCGGGGGAUCUGGGGAACCAGCUGGAGGCCAAGUUGGACAAGCCCAGUGUGGUCCACUACAUCUGCUACAAGAAGACCGAGUCCUUCUUCACCCUGUGGCUCAACCUGGAGCAGCUGGUCCCAGUAGCCAUCGACUGCUGGAUAGACAACAUAAGGCUUAUCUACAACAGGACCACACACACCACCUCGUCCCCCCCCGGUGUUGACAUCCGUGUCCCGGGGUUCGGAGACACAUAUUCGCUGGAGUUUCUGGACCCCAGCAAACGCAGCGUGGGCAUGUAUUUCUUUACUAUCGUGCAGCAGCUGGUGGAGUGGGGUUACACCAGAGGAGACGAUGUCAGAGGAGCGCCGUACGACUGGAGGAAAGCCCCCAAUGAGAAUAAGGAGUACUUCCUGGCGCUGCAGCACAUGAUUGAGGAGAUGGCAGAGAAGGCGGGGGGGCCCGUGGUGCUGAUCGCUCACAGUAUGGGUAACAUGUACACGCUGUACUUCCUCAACCAGCAGCCACAGGCCUGGAAAGACAAGUACGUCAAAGCCUUCAUCUCUCUGGGACCGCCGUGGGCCGGAGUGGCCAAGACCCUCCGAGUCGUCACCUCCGGUGAUAAUAACCGCAUCCCCGUCAUCAGUCCGUUGAAAAUCCGCUCGCAGCAGCGCUCGGCCGUCUCCACCUCCUGGCUCCUCCCCUACGUCCACACCUGGCCCAAAGAUAAGGUCCUGGUCCAGACGCCCAACUUCAACUACACGGUGCUGGACUACAAGCGCUUCUACUCGGACAUCGGCUUCGAGGACGGCUGGUUGAUGCGUCAGGACACGGAGUCGCUGGUGUUCGACCUGACCCCCCCCGGCGUCACCGUCCACUGCCUGUACGGCACCGGCGUCCCCACCUCAGAGGCCUUCCAGUAUUCCAACAAGUUCCCCGACGUCGAGCCCACCGUGGUGCUGGGAGACGGCGACGGGACGGUGAACCUGCUGAGCGCCGUGCAGUGCAAGCGCUGGGCGGGCAAACAGAAACAGCCCGUGACGCUAACGGAGCUUCCCGGGAACGAACACGUGGCCAUGUUGGCCAACUUUACGACUGUGGCGUACAUCAAGAGCGUGCUGUUCUCACCGUGACCCGGACAGAUUCUGACCGAGACGACUUUACACUCAUACAGAGCCAUACGGUGACACAGAAGCACCUCAUCUGGUCUGAGACACAAAGGAUUGGGUUGAAUUUUAGAGCGAAAAUUACCAAAAUCUAAAGUUCAGAAUUCAUUUUAUAAUUGUGAUUCUAAAUGUUAACGUCAGGUUGUUUACUGUCGAGUGAGUUGAAAUACAGUUUUAUAUUAGAUUUCAAAGAACCCUGCGAUUUUUGUCUAAAUCCACAUGUGCUCUGAUGAAGGAUGUGUCAUGUGCAGUUUGUGCCACUUAUUAUUAUUAUUAUUAUUAUUAUUAUUAUUGAUAAUAAUCAAACGCAGAUCUUUUUUAUUGAUGUCAUGAGAGAUUUUGAAGCUCCUUUAACCGUAGAGUUACAUCAGGAAUAAAUGAUGAAGCACAUGUAAUAUUUGUAUUUGUAUCAGUGCCACAGGUCACAUGUUUUAGUACUUUUAUACACAGUUUGACCCAAAUGUAGAAACUAAAAC